Messenger RNA from Pelagomonas calceolata, 4242 nucleotides. The record is from the annotation of a GenBank genome assembly. NCBI's taxonomy places the organism in Eukaryota, Pelagophyceae, Pelagomonadales, Pelagomonadaceae.
CGUCGGCCGGCGUCGAGGGCUUUUGCCACGCGCUAGUGGUCGCAUCGCUGCAGCCGGCGCCGCGCCGCAGUCGCUGUCAGCUCCUGGACGCCAUGGCUGCCCCGGAAACGAUGCGUACACAACACUUGGGCAGCCUCGCCUAGCAAUCGGGCAGCCAUGCGGCGCCUCCUCGCGCUGCUCUGCGUCAUACAUGCCGAGGAGGAGAUUGUUUCGAUAGUAACAACAGCAGAAGGAUUUGAAAGAGGCGCCACGGCCCGUCAGCUCCCGGCCUACGAUCUCUACAACCGAGCCGUCCACGCCGCUUCCAUAAAUGACAUGGCGCCGGCCGUGCAGAUGCUCGAGGAGGCUCUUACCAUCUUCCCGGAGAUGCCCGAAGCUCUGAUUAAUCUGGGCAACUUCUACGGUGACCUCAGUGGAGACGGUAAGAUGGAGCUGAGCCAUGCCAUCGACUUGUAUCAAAAAGCUAUUCAGUACGCUGAUUUCCCGCGCAUCACGGCCCAGGCCGAGUCGAAUUUGGGUAAUCUGUUGCAGCGACGCGCGGGCAAAGACCUCCAAGGACUCGCGGAAGCGGCCGAGCAUCUGGAGAAAGCUGUUCAAGCGGACCCGACCUUCAUGGACGCUAGGUUUAACCUCGCUACUUUAUUACAAGAUUUGAACCGCAUCCCGGAGGCGAGGGCGCAAUAUCGGGCCGUUCUCGAGCUAGAUCCGACCCAUGGCAACGCGCGACUCAACCUCGCGAACACGUACUUUGAAGCGGGUGCAAGUGAUGAGGCCGCCAAGAUCCAGUGGACUUUGGUAGAUGACGAUAGUAUAGCCGAAUCUGUGAGAUUGAACGCCUUGAAUAAUUUAGGCCAAACGUAUCGCGACGCGAACCGCCACGGUAUGGCGGAGGAGGUCUUUCAGCGGGCCGUGGAGCUGUUCCCCGAGGACUUCACUUCUCUCGCAAAUCUGUUGAUUGCAAGGCGUACUCUAUGCAACUGGUGGAUGUACGAGGACACGCAACGGUUGUUGGUGGACGCCGCGCGGAAGGCCUGCGAUUUACUAGAUGAGCGGUUGGCUCGGAACGCGUCGAUCCAUCGGCGAGACGUCCAAUUACCGUUGAUGCCCUACGACGCGUCGCUCUUACAGUACGUCGAUCUGGUGCUAGGACGAAGGGUCGCAGCGGCUCGGACGUUACAGAGCUUCGGUAAACGCAAGGCCGGGCCACCACAACUCAAAAGGAGAACUCAAUUAAGGGUGGGCUACCUCUCGUUUGAUUUUAGGGAGCACCCCAUGGGCUACCUCACGAGGCGACUCGUGUCGGAUCCCGUUUAUGUCCAAGCCGUCGCUUUAUCAUAUGGUGAAGACGACGCGUCGAAUAAUCGGGCACGAGCGAAAAGGGGAGAGUUCGUCGAGCUGUUUGACGUGGACGCUACAAAAGCUCACGCGUUGAUGCAACACGCUGACCUCGACGUUAUCGUGGACCUGAUGACGCACACGAGGGGCGCUCGACUUGAGUUAGCGUCUGAAAGUGUCGCACCGUCCGGUUCAAGUUUGAUGGUCUCCUAUUUAGGAUACCCCGGCGUCGCGGGCGGCGUGCACUGGGACUACACCUUGGCAGAUCGUGUCGUGCUGCCGCCGGAACAUGCAAAAGGUAUCGAAGAGCCGCUGAUCUAUCUCCCUUUCUCCUACCAGGCGAACGACUACGCUCCAUCAUCUCCAGCUAUUCUCGAACAAGAUUUAGUACCUCAAAAAUAUAUAAGGUACUGCAACAUCAACCAGGUCGAUAAAUAUGAACCGGUCUCCUGGGGAUUGUGGAUGAAUAUCCUACGAAAAACACCAGGAAGCACGCUAGCUCUGUAUCGCAUGCGGGACCCGCUCGGCGCGCACGUCGUGCGACACCUGUCCGAGGAGGCCGAAGUGCGGGGUAUUCAUCCUCACAGAAUAAAGUGGUUCGAGCGACUACCGAGGAAGCAGCACGCCCAGAGGAUCGCGUCGCAGUGCGACCUAUUCCUGGACCACCUGCUGUACGGGGCGCACACGACGGGGGCCGACGCGCUGUGGGCGGCCGUGCCUCUGCUCACUAUUAGUGGAUGGGGCGGUUCAUUGAAAGAUCAGGCGGGUCGGUUUUCCUCUCGAGUCGGGGCGUCGCUCGUACGCUCCUUGGGUAUGGACAAGUACGUGCUGAUGGAUACGUUAAGGGACUUUGAAGAUGUUGCUGUAACCGUGCCUCGUCAUAAACUUAGAGAGGUAACAUUCGCAGCGACUGCGAGGGAGCCGCUCUUCGACGCGGGCAAUAGCGUGAGCAACGUGGAACGGGCGCUCCAGGCUGUUUACGAAGUGACGCUCGCCGGAGCUUAUGGGUUCCACGUCGUCUCGGACCCGCGCCAAAAGCGCCAGAGUGAUCGUCGACGAGACUGCUGGCGGCGCCAGGCUGCUCAUGCCUUGGGGGGGAAUGAAGAGACGCCAUGCCUAGACGACGCCGACUAUGCUGUAAACAUAGACUACAAGAACGAGAGCGACCCCGGGCCGUCCCUCGAACGUAUUAGGGAGGGCACUUCACACCGAUUCGUGGCCGCCUACCCCCAGGAUCCGAAUGCGCUGGCGUUCCGCGGGUUGUCAUAUCAUUUGAACGGAGAUAAUGAGGCGGCAGUACCUUACUUGCGAAAGGCCUGCGGCGAGGCCCCGUGGACGUCGCACUUCUGGUUCAACUACGCGCACGUCUUAAGGCAAUUGGAAAGACCCCACGACGCGGCGGCGGCGUAUCUUACUGGGUAUCGCGUCGCGGGCCGCGGCUUUGCGGACGAUGCUAUCAGAAGCAAUUUGGAGGAGGCCAUACGAGCGUCGUGUAAAGUUGAGAAACGGUCUGAGCUCGACGCGUUGUUUACGUUAUCGGCGCUCGAGCCGGAGAAUGACAACAGAAGGUUAGGCGUCGGCGCGGCCCUGGACGAUCUAGGGAGAGGUAGUGAGGCUCUAGAAGAGUGGUUCCACGCCGUGCGUCUGAGGCAUGCCACGCUGCAGCAACAGCAUACUGCAGCAAAUGAACUGCGAGCGAGAACAGAAGCGUACCAUGCACGCAUCGCAGCGAGACAACGAAACAAGUUAGUUAUCGCCAUUUUCUGCGACGAGUACGGCCAGACCUGGUGGCCGGCCUGGGGGCCCUCGUCACUGGCGACGAACGGUCUGGGUGGGUCCGAGGAGGCUGUGGUUUUUGUAGCGAGGGAGCUCGUCAAGUUAGGUCAUUCCGUCGAGGUCUACAACGAGUGUGCCGAUGACGAUCUAGGUUUGGAUUCUUAUGGUAUCAGAUGGCUGCGGCACGCGACCUACCAGGACGAAGAACCGCCGGACGUCUUCGUGGCGUGGAGGUACCACGUCUCCACGGCCGUCGUAUCACCAACUUCGAACGUGAAGGUCUACGCGUGGCUCCAGGACCUGCCCGGUUAUAAUUCCUGGACGCCGACGUUUUGUGAUGGGUUAAGCGGCAUCUUCACGCUGUCGCAGUUCCACACCCGCUCUCUGCCUUCUCACGCCCAGUCAAAGGCCUACGAGACGCCGAACGGCAUCGAUCCGACGUUUCUGAGAGAUGGUAUGAACAAAUGGGACUUGUUUGUGUACGGCUCGGCCCCCAAUAGGGGCUUGUACGAUUUGCUGUUGGUCUGGCCUCGCGUCAAAGCAGCAAUACCCUCUGCUGUGUUAAAAGUCUACUACGGCUUUUCGAAGGCCGUCGUCAAGUGGGGCAAGCAGCACGUUCCCAUGUUCGACGAGUGGCGAAACGAAGUUGAGAGAUUACUGGAGCAGGAUGGUGUGAUUCUGGAGGGCAUGGUACCCCACGAUACGCUGGCCCAAGCCUACGCGUCGGCGGGCUUUUAUUUGUAUCCGACGACCUACCCGGAGACGGGCUGCGUGUCCGUGAUGAAGGCCAUGGCCAUGGGCGCCAUUCCCAUCACGUCUCGAUAUGCGGAGUCCGUCGUGCCCGAGCUCACGGACGUGUAUGAUCUCGGUCCGGCAUCUCCCAGAGUCGCCGGGACGCAGGUGCCGGUCACGCUGCUGAACUGGCGGCCGCCGGACCCGGUCGAUGACGCGUGGCGCGACGCGUACGCGUCGUCCAUCGUCGACGCGGCGCGGAAGGCGCGCGACGGCGCGUUAGACGGACAUCGGCGCGACAUGAAGGCCUACGCGCGCGAGCGGUUCCUCUGGAAGCACGUGGCGAAGCGGUGGGAGGACCACUUUCUCGGGAAGGUUGUUUAAGUUUAUCCAUGUUUU